AUGUGGUGCAGUCGUUGCCAGAAUGCUUGGUACUGCUCCCCGGAACACUUGAACAGCGACUGGCCGCGUCACCGACGUGAGUGUGUGCCGGCAGCUUCGACGCAUCAACAGUACAAUGUCAUUGCCACGCCGCCGCCGGCCCAACCUCAACUUAUCACUGUGUCCGCUAUUCUAUUUGCUCCUGAAGAAGAGCGCCCUCGAAUAAUCACCAUCAACUGUCAGCCCACACAAACACCUGCGCAGGGUAUUUGUCCCACUCCACUCGUGUCACAAUACUUUCCAGGCGGCCAGACUGGCAGUGUUGUGUUGACACAAGGUCUCAACGGCGAGCCCCUAAGAUUCCCGUUGCAAGUUUGGUACUCUCCAGUUGCUUUGUCCUCCAAUACACCUAUCAAUCGGGCCAUCUAUCGCAUAACAUCUGGCGCUGCAGCAAAAGCUUGGUGUGGAUCAGUCAUUGUGCUGAAAUAUAACGGAUCACGGAGACAAGGGUACUCAGACGCCGGGUCAAACGACUUGCCCGCUUUAUCUGCUUAUUUCCUCGCCUACAAAUGA
Molecule: messenger RNA, 552 nt
Organism: Heterobasidion irregulare TC 32-1
Lineage: Eukaryota; Fungi; Basidiomycota; Agaricomycetes; Russulales; Bondarzewiaceae
Exons: 3
Coding region: 1-552 (183 amino acids)
Source: RefSeq, a predicted model, not a curated record